AUGUGGCACAUCUACCUGCCGGGCGGCGCGUGGUGUGGCUCUGCCGCCCAGUGCGUGGCGAGGAGCAAGACGCUUUACGGGACCAGCACGCUCUAUCCCACCGACCCUGCACCCAACGCGGUAUCCCAUCCGUCCCCCUUUCUACGUCAUUCUCAGCAGCAACAGCAGAAUCAACCCGCCUUCCCACAGCUGGAACCUCAUCUGCCCCUUCGUAUCGUCUCCCUCCCUCCCCUUUCCUCUCUCCCCAUCUCCAUCGCCUCUCCUUCAGGCCCUCCGUCCCCCUUUCUACGGCAUGCUCAGCAGCAACAGCAGCAUCAACCCGCCUUCCUAUCUUCUCCCCCCCUCCCCUUUCCUCUCGCCCCAUCUUCCCCUCAUCCUUCAGGCUCUCCGUCCCCCUUUCUACGCAUGCUCAGCAGCAACAGCAGCAUCAACCCACCUUCCUAUCUUCUCCCCCCCUCCCCUUUCCUCUCGCCCCAUCUUCCCCUCCUCCUUCAGGCUCUCCGUCCCCCUUUCUACGGCAUGCUCAGCAGCAACAGCAGCAUCAACCCGCCUUUCCACAACUGGAACCUCGUUCGUCUCAUCUACUGCGACGGUUGCGGCUACUCGGGCACAGCAGGGAGGGUGGAGGUUGACAGCAAUGGCACGGUACUUUACCUGGACGGCCGGAACAUCAUUCAAGCGGUGAUAGAGGAUCUGAAAGCUAAGGGGGGAAUAAAAUCUGCAUCGCAGAUUCUCCUGUCGGGCAGCUCAGCGGGCGGCCAAGCAGUCGUGUCUCUCUGCGAUCUCAUCGCUGCCGCCUUCCCCUGGGCGCCAACCAAAUGCAUUGCCGACGCUGGCUUCUUUAUCGACUCCAAAGACCGAGUGGGUGGGUACACAUGGCGCGACACUGUGAAGGAUGUUGUUGCUCUGCACAAGCCGAGCUGGCCGGCUUGCCAAGACGCUCUACCAGAGGCCGACCAAUGGAACCUCCCAGAUCGGCGGGCUGCUACCGUGGAACAAUACGUAUGCAUGGGCGUGCUCAGGUGA
Molecule: messenger RNA, 1026 nt
Organism: Closterium sp. Naga37s-1
Lineage: Eukaryota; Viridiplantae; Streptophyta; Zygnematophyceae; Desmidiales; Closteriaceae
Source: the annotation of a GenBank genome assembly